Maniola jurtina (meadow brown) is the source of this 746-nucleotide messenger RNA. RefSeq lists its product as uncharacterized. Bases 1 to 687 code for a protein of 228 amino acids. Lineage: Eukaryota; Metazoa; Arthropoda; Insecta; Lepidoptera; Nymphalidae. The transcript is spliced from 4 exons. Gene Ontology annotation, cellular component: cAMP-dependent protein kinase complex. Gene Ontology annotation, molecular function: protein kinase A regulatory subunit binding. The record is from RefSeq and is a predicted model, not a curated record.
AUGUCAUGUCAGUGUCAUGAAUGUCAAAUCCGUACCAAAAUAAACCAAGUCGAUUGCAGCCAGAGUUCAGCUGAAAACAAACAAAAUCUUCAUAGAAAAUCCAUAGAACCUGUGAAAUUUUGGAAACCCACCUUGAAUAUACCGGCACUAAAGUCGUACGAGGAGCAAGCCAUCGACGCUGUUGUUGGUGUUUUGAACAGGGCUAAAGAGGCGCUGGGGGAAAGGCAGACUUUGAAAGACCUUGCUAGCAGUCGCAAGGAUUUCUUUCCACCUGCGAAGGUGGCCCUUACAUCCCUGAAAUGCCCUUUAGUAAUCACAAGCGAAGCUUUAAUAAGGAACACGAUAGAAAAGAAAUGGAAGCUCACGGAAAGUUUUAUGUACGUUCUAAAGUAUAUCGACAGUUCCCGGGAUGAAUGUUCUCAGUAUUAUUAUUUUGAGGCAGUGUUCAGUCAACCCAUACCAGCGUUCCCGAUACCCCAGGCCACUGCAUCAGUGUUCUUCCGAAUUGAAGAUAAGCAAAUCAAAUCUCAGGAAAUCAACGGAAUGCCGAAGGUGACGUUCAGAGUGGAAGGGCACCGCGUAGACCACGACAUCCGCUACGUCGUUUUGGCAGCAGAAUGGCUCCUCGCCGUCAUUCAGACGAAGAUCAAACUGUUCAGGCGAAUCGAGCAGAUGCAGAUAUUUUAAUUUUAUAUACAUUUAUAAUAUUAUUUUGUUAUUUUUGGAUUUAUUUGAUCAGUUUAUAU